This is a messenger RNA of Vitis riparia (riverbank grape), 678 nucleotides long. RefSeq lists its product as uncharacterized. Lineage: Eukaryota; Viridiplantae; Streptophyta; Magnoliopsida; Vitales; Vitaceae. The record is from RefSeq and is a predicted model, not a curated record. Gene Ontology annotation, cellular component: site of polarized growth; cell cortex. The transcript is spliced from 6 exons. Gene Ontology annotation, biological process: cell morphogenesis. Bases 254 to 649 code for a protein of 131 amino acids.
CGUUUAGUAUUUUCUGAUGUUCUUAGAAGAAAAGGACUACGCCAUCACGAAAUUCACCGUUUUGCCACUUCUAUAAAUUUUCAUUUAUUGUUUUGAUAAUUUCCAAUGGAUUAAUUCUGUGUUUCCUGCUGAGAUCCUCCGAAGCUGUUUGCCAUGGCUUCAGCUCUCGUGGCCGUUCGUGAUUUUCAGGUGGAAAGUGAAUGGGGUUUGAAGUGGAGGUGAGGUUGCAAUAAGUGUUUUGUGGCUUAAAGAAAUGAAGGCAGGUAGUGCGGCAAAGUUAAUAGUGGAUGCCCUUCUGCAGCGGUUUCUUCCGCUUGCUAGGCGUCGCAUUGAAACUGCACAAGCACAGGAUGGACAGUACCUUCGGCCAUCAGACCCAGCCUAUGAGCAAGUAUUAGAUUCAUUGGCUAUGGUGGCACGACAUACACCUGUGCCUCUUUUGGAAGCUCUUCUUAGAUGGAGAGAAAGUGAAUCCCCGAAGGGUGCAAAUGACGCAUCUACGUUCCAGAGAAAGCUUGCCGUGGAAUGCAUUUUUUGCUCGGCAUGUAUUCGUUUUGUAGAGUGCUGUCCACAGGAGGGACUUACAGAAAAGCUUUGGUCUGGGCUUGAAAAUUUUGUCUUUGAUUGGCUAAUCAAUGCUGACAGGUAAGAUGGUUAUAGUUGGGUGGGUCUUACAUU